AAAAAACCAAAAAUGGAGAUGAAUUGUAUGUAUCGGUCGACUUACAAAAAGUCAUCAUGUUACCAAGAAUGGACAACUUCAAAGCUGCAAUUUUCACAAAGAGGGUCAUAGCAUUUAAUGAAAGUUUUGUUCCAGUCGGACCUAGAAGUUCAAUUAAACCCUUGGCAGUAAUAUGGCACGAAGGAAUAAGUGGUAGAAAACAAGAAGACUUGACAAGUUGUUACUAUGCUUUUUUUUUAUUUUACAAAGACAUAAAAAAAAUAACUAUUUGGUUAGACAACUGUUCUGCUCAAAAUAAGAAUUGGUGCUUGUUUACAUUUUUAAUUUUUAUGAUUAAUUCUCAAGAACUUGAAACUAUGGUGAUCGAUAUUUUCUAUUUUCAACCAGGCCAUAGUUUUAUGUCUGCGGAUUCAUUCCACCAUCAGGUUGAACUUUCCAUGAAACAAAUGGGUAAAAUCUAUGACUUUUGUGAUUAUGAAAAAUCAAUAAAGAAUUCAAAUAAAGGCCAUGUUGAUGUUAAAGUAUUAGAUGACAAAGAUUUUUUUGAUUGGAAGUCAGAAUGCUCUAUUUAUAAAUUUAAAAAAAAUAUUAAUCGUCCAAUGUUGAAUAGCUUAGUUCAUAUAAGAGCGGAAAGAGGACUCAAAUACUUAUUAUAUUCUUGUACAUAUGAUGAGUAUACUCCAUUAAGAAUGCUAGACUUUUUAAAACCUUCAUAUUUAAAAAAUGAUUUUGUAAGACCACAGCAAAAAAAUGAAUUAAGAGGCAUUCAACCAGAAAAAAAACAAAGUAUUAUACAAACACUAGUCCCACUUAUGCCUAAGAGCAGACAUCAAUUUUGGUUUGAUUUUCCUACAUCAGAUUUAGUCAAUGACUUAUAUGAAGAAUCUGAAAAUUAGAAACUGCUAUAUGAAAUUGUAUAAUGUGAUAAAUUGUGAUAGGAACCAAUUAUUAGUAUAACAUAAUAAAGUAUAUUAUAUACUUUAUUAUGUUAUCAUAAAUUUAUAUUUUGUUUUAUUUUUAGCAUUUUAUACUAACU
Daktulosphaira vitifoliae (grape phylloxera) is the source of this 1036-nucleotide messenger RNA. RefSeq lists its product as uncharacterized. The record is from RefSeq and is a predicted model, not a curated record. Lineage: Eukaryota; Metazoa; Arthropoda; Insecta; Hemiptera; Phylloxeridae. The coding region runs from base 57 to 896 and encodes 279 amino acids. The transcript is spliced from 2 exons.